AUGACAACCAAAAGUAAUACACAAAUAAGAUCAUCGUCAGUCGAUGGAGAGAAAACGGAAUCCGAUGGCCUUUCCGAAGCCACUAAGGAAAAAGUAUUGGACGCCAUGAAGCAAGAGUUUGACGAUACCGCAUUGCUGGUGCAGUACGAAUUGUCCGAACACAAACCUUUGGGAUGUACGGUGGAAGAGACGGUCGUCCAAGAGUGUAAUUACGUAUUUAUUUCCAAAUUGGUUCCUGGAGGAUUUGCAGCUCAAGCAGGAUUGCAAGUUGGAGAUGUUCUAGUAGCCACAAAUGGAAUGUUUGGUAACGACGACGACGAGCUUUCGAUCGUUGUCAAUAGUGGCGUGGACCAAAUAAAAUCAAUGAUCGGUUCCAUUCCCGAGGAUCAAACACUUCAUCUAUCUAUCGCUAGGGCAACCGACGUUAUGGAAAAGCACGAAGAUUUCUUGGUCGAAUUGUGUUCUUCCAAUGGACCAAGCGACAAAGAGGUGGAAGGAAAGAUUCAAAAGUAUUUGGAAGAAGGAUACUGUGAUGUUGAUUCUCUUAUGGACGAUGUCGAAAAAGACGACGAAGAAGACAUUGUCGCUGACGGUGGUGAUGAUCUAGUCGGUGACAUGCAUAACCUUUGGGCCUCAGAGCUUCCUCCGCCACCACCAAUCGACGGCAACAAUGAACAACCAAGAGAGACGGCUGAAAAGAUCAAGCCAUGGAGUUCUCGUUCCUCUCCAUCUGGAACCUAUGUUAGGGAUCCCGUCACGGGGGAAAUGAAGAAUACUGAUUCCACGGAUUGGUCCAAUGGUAUGGGCAGUAGCAGCAAUUAA
Messenger RNA from Cylindrotheca closterium, 822 nucleotides. Lineage: Eukaryota; Bacillariophyta; Bacillariophyceae; Bacillariales; Bacillariaceae. The record is from the annotation of a GenBank genome assembly.